GGAUACACAUUCCAAAAAUUUUGAAAUAUGUCACAAUAUCUUGCGAAAGAAUUAAAUGGAGAAAAGGCUACGCAUCUUAAAAUUUGCAUUGAGACCAUACGUGCCAAUAUUGAGAAAUUGGAAAAAUUUGCGAACGAUAAUUGUGAUGGACUGCAUUUAGAUAGCCUUAAACAACAAACUGAUAAACUUCUUCAUUUCGCAGAGCAGGCACCGCUGGAAAAAAUUGCAAAAUUAUUGCAGAGAAAUAAGCUCAAACGCCUGAAAAAGAAAGCUAAGUUAAAAAUAAUUAAAUCUAAUUUAAAACUUCGGAAUAAGUCAAUGAAUCUAACAGCUUCAACGAAAUCAAAUAUAAUACAUAACUCCGAAAUACCUUCAAAACCCUCGACUUACAAAGCGCUUAUAAACUAUCAAGCGGAAUCAUUACAACCCAAACUUCAUAAGCGCUUAUUAAAACGACAUGAUGCUCAACGUUUCCUUGAGACAUUUGAAUUAUUAAAGACAUUGCAUAUUUCUCGUGAACAGAAUGCAGAAAACACGAAGAAAUUUACAGAACAACUUAAGAAUCUGCGAUUCUCUUGGAGCAAAAUAUUAGAAGAGAACGAAUCUGAAUGUGCACAAGAACAGCAUGUUGAAGAUCAGUGGAACGAGAUUUUCUUUGGCGUAGAUUUACGUCCACACCAUUGUACUGAGCAAAAAAUGGCAGAUUUCCUGCGGAUUCGCCGAAUUUGGGAUAGUUUUAUAACACGAAGUAAACAUGGAACAUUCAUACCGUGUGGUUGGGUCCUUCCUCCAGAAAAUCCUGCAAUCGAAUGGGUACCAUAUAGGACAUCUAAUUAGCUGAAAAACCACUUGUUGCUUUUAUUAAUGCAUUGUAUUUCAUUAUUUUAAUUUUUUUAACAUAAUCAUUACUAUUUUUGCCUCAUCCUUCAACUUUCUGAAAUCUUUUUUAUUUAUAGAAAUAAAAUAAUAGUUUUUAUAUAACAUCA
This is a messenger RNA of Ceratitis capitata (Mediterranean fruit fly), 986 nucleotides long. RefSeq lists its product as uncharacterized. The record is from RefSeq and is a predicted model, not a curated record. Bases 28 to 837 code for a protein of 269 amino acids. The transcript has a single exon. Lineage: Eukaryota; Metazoa; Arthropoda; Insecta; Diptera; Tephritidae.